GGCCUGGACACCGGCGGGCCCCGCGCGUCGGUGACGUGGGUGGAUGGUCUGUCUGUCCAUCAUUCCAUCUGCGCGUGCCGAGGACCGCGCGUGACAGCGACCCGCCGAGGAUGGAUAUUUUUGGGAUUUUUUUUCGUGGGACCCGCAUGGGCACGUCGCAGCACGAAGUUAUCUGCGCAACCUCUAUCUAAAGAAUGACAGAUGGGACCACGUGGUUAUUUGACCCCACCUUUCAGUGGUAAAACGUGGAGCGUCAGGUGUGCCGAGAUGUGGGUGGGGCCCGUGGACCACUGCCGUGCGGGCUCACCCAAGGACACUGUUCCUCGUCGUCGCUCUCGCGGUCUCGCCCCCGGCGGCCCCCCACGAGUGUGGCAACAAAAGGGUCUCGGUUCGGAGUUGGACUCGGAGUCGGCCAGAACAAUCCAGCGAGCUCGAAAAAAAGGGUACGAAUAGGAACCCCAAUCCAGGGCCGGAGGGCGAACGAACUCAAAAGCAAGCCGUUCCAGUCCAAUCCGCCCCAGUCCAAAUCUAAUCGCCGGGUUUAGGCACAAGGGGCGGGACGCGGCGAGGUUUAGUCGGGGUUUGUUUUGUCCCUUCCGUGCGAUUCUGCUCUCCGCGCGGGAGGCAAGUACUGACGGAAGCGAAGACCAAGGCGGAGGAGGGGGGUCCCCGGCGGUGGAAGUGGAACGCGCCGAUGCGCAAGUUUCAGGACUCCAUCAAGGCCCUCCAGGCCGACAUCGAUCACGCCAAUGCGAUGGCGUCGGAAUUCCUGAGGGACUACGACGGCUCGGUCAUCCAGAUGCGGGUGGCGUACAGCGCCGUCGCGCAUUUCCUCCUGCAGUGGACCGACUGCAAGCUCGCCGGCGCGCUCGGCCUCCUCAAGGUUAUGCUAUACAAGGUGUGCGCGGACGGCUCGUCGGCGCUUCCUGAUUGGGAGAUGGAGGCCAGCAUCAGGGAGUUCUACGGCGUCAUUUUCCCGUCGCUGCUGCAGCUUCCGAGUGGCAUCACCGAGCUGGACGACAGGAAGCAGAGGAAGCUCUGCCUGAAGAAAUUCAGGAGCAGGGAUGAGCAGCUCUCGGAGGUGGACACGGAGAGGGAGCUCGAGUGCGGGAUCUGCCUCGAGGUUAGCCCCAAGGUCGUGCUGCCCGACUGUGCCCACAUGCUCUGCAUGCGGUGCUUUGAGGAUUGGAACGAGAAAUCGAAGUCCUGCCCCUUCUGUCGCGCCUGCCUGGAGGAGGUGAAGCCGGGCAGCCUGUGGAUAUACACCGACGACAGCGACGUGGUGGACACGGAUACCUUGACUAGGGAGAACAUCAGGCGGCUGUUCAUGGGUGUGUUCCUUGCCCAGGGCCGUGUGAGACUGAGCCCGUGGUGAGCGGGGAAGUUGUGUGAGCCCAUGGAUGCCCCAGGGCCGCAAAUAGAGCGCGUUAGUGAUGUGAAGGCACUUCGGGAUCAAACAGUGGUGGAGGAUGAGUCAAAAACAAGGUACGAGUAUGGGUACAAUUUCAUACCCAUGAGUGGGUACGAGUUUUUUAACGAGUAUAAUUUUAUCUCACGUACGAGUAUAGGUAAGCACUACUUAAUGGGUACAUAUCCGUUGCUAUCUCUACACAUGCUGCCAUGGCAAACGUUGGAGGAGGGCAGCCGACCAGCGAAUUUUCUGGAAAGAAUCAAGGUAUGGCCAGCACCAUACAUCGCCAUACCGAGUCUUCUUCCCCUAGGAUCAAAGAUCCCAUGUGCAUUGAGAAAGGCACCGAUAUAGAGCUAGCCCCUAGCAUCAUGGGGACUAUCAUGAAGGCUUGUGUUGGCUCCUUCUACGAUAGUAUGCUACUAACGUCGGUGGGUGUAAGGGUGUUUUCAUGUUGUUCGAGGAUGAAGCCAUGUGUCAAUACAUAGACAUAUAUAUGUCAAGCUAAUGUACGACUGGGUUGAGAGUUCUGACGGGGUGCGCUCUAUUCCCUACAGUUGGGGCGACCCCCAUGAACCAACCUCAAGGCCGUGACAAGUAGCAUGUAAAAUCUGCUAGGGGACGGUGGUGUGAAGUGGAAGGGGGCUUCCCCUCAAGAGGACUCCAUCCAUGAGAUGAGCGAUAUUACCACAUGCCCUAGCGAUAUGCAGAAGAAGCGUUCGGGCCAUGGCAGCUAUGGCCUUCCUCCCCGAGCAAAAAGCAUUUUUGGAUGUAGAAGGGGUCCUGUUUGGCAGGUAUGAGUGGUAAUGGAUUAUGAUCCAAAUGUUUUUUUCAUAAUAAGUUACGACUUUUAGUUAAUUUUAGUUCAAAAAUAAUUAGAAAUAGAGUCUGAUCCUAACCCGAUUCGAUCCUUAAAUUUAUAAUGUAAAAUCUAGACCCCAUUAUCACCCCUAUUUGUAGGGACAUGAUGUUGUGCGAACAUUAGAACUAUGUACCUCUUUGGUUUUCACAAUCUUUGUCUUAUCGUGGCCUACGUUUAACAAAUCUUUUGGUUUUUGCCUUUUUGUGCUGGGUACGAGUAGGCUCUCUUCCAAGCCUCUGGACUUGGGAGGCACUACUGAGACCACCUCUAGUGCCAUCAAAGAUGCCCCUACAGGAGGAGAUCUAUAGAUGAUGAUAGUGACAACUAUGAAGAUUGGGGGUAGUGAUCCCCUAGUCAUAAUGUCUACAACGAUGAGCCCGACACUAAGACAGGCACAAUCUCUAGGCCUGCUAGUGAUGAGGCCUUUAUUGCAGAGAUAACGAUGUUGGUAGUGUGGGAUGCAUUGAUACCUGAAGGAUAUAGUGAGUUAUAGGCGGCAUAUCCUAAGGGUGUUGCGCUAGCAGACUCAGAUGGGGGUGAUGUCCUCUAGUGGCCCCUAUAACUAGCGAUAAUAGAGGUUUCCUUCCAAAGCUAGGGUCUACAAGGAGCCCCUACUGAUGCUAGGCCUUGGGAGGUGCUACCAUAGAGACAGGUGGGUCUAGUGCCAUUCGCAUCCAUGGGGUUCAUGAUGGGCCCCUAUAAUGGAGGUCCUUAUGUGCAAGAUUAGGUCCUACCAUAGUGAGACGGACCCAUUAGGAACAUUUUUGAAGCCUCUAGACAUGUUGAGAGGGACCUACAUGUAAAGAAAGUAUACCAUGGCCCAUUUGAUUAAUGAAUUUUGGUGUUUUAUGAUCAACAUAACCAUUUGGACUAAUGAAGUUUGCUAGUCUUUAUGGUUAUAGUUCAAAUGAUGCAGCGUGGACUUGGACGAAGGCAACAAGGUGAUCAAGGAGAUCAACACCUCAAAGAAAGACAUUAGAAGACCCAUUGAAUUCCUAUCAAGAUCAAGCAACAGUCCAAGACACAAGAUAGAAGAAGCCUAAAAUAAGAAGCAUGAAGACACCAAGAAAAUAGUACUACAUAGAGCAUCAGAUUUUGCACCAGAUAUAUGUAGUGCUAGUAUUAAAGAAAGGGCUUGAAGAUUAAGUACACUAGACAUGUAAGUGUGCAACAGACAUGUGAACCAGAUGCCAUACCAAACAUGGCAUCCAGCAA
Zea mays is the source of this 3485-nucleotide messenger RNA. RefSeq lists its product as uncharacterized. Gene Ontology annotation, molecular function: ubiquitin protein ligase activity. Gene Ontology annotation, biological process: protein ubiquitination. The transcript has 7 exons. NCBI's taxonomy places the organism in Eukaryota, Viridiplantae, Streptophyta, Magnoliopsida, Poales, Poaceae. The coding region runs from base 695 to 1375 and encodes 226 amino acids. The record is from RefSeq and is a predicted model, not a curated record.